ACAGGGGCACAAUUUCCCGGCAUUGAAUUUUGGCGGACUUUCACAAUCGUAGUCACUGUCACGAAACAAAUGCAGCAGAAGCAGAAUUAUCUCUAAUCAUUUUCAUUCACAAAAAGCCCUAAACACUCCAUUACCCUAAUGCCUCCAUUUCGAACCCUUAUCCCUCUUCGCUCCUUCAUCCAGAGGAGCGGCAUUUUCUCUCGUAGCUACAACGCUGUCCACUCCACGGAGGCACAUCUUUUGAAAUUAGAAGAAGAUAGUCAAAAUUCACUUCUUGAUGGUGAUGAAUUAGCCAAAAUUCGAACCGAGUUCGAUGCAGCCAAACACAGUUUUAUCAAGAUUCCUGAUGCCCUUAAAGGAAUGCCCAAAAUGAAUCCUGAAGGGAUUUAUGUUAAUAAGAAUGUGAGGUUGGAUACUAUACAAGUUUAUGGAUUUGAUUACGACUACACUUUGGCACAUUACUCUCCUAAUUUACAGAAUUUGAUAUAUGAUCUUGCUAAGGAGCAUAUGGUCAAUGAGUUUAGGUACCCUGAAAUAUGUAUGACUUUUAAAUAUGAUCCGACUUUUCCCAUUAGAGGACUCUACUAUGACAAGAAAAAUGGUUGUCUUUUGAAGUUGGAUUUCUUUGGGUCAAUUGAGCUUGAUGGAUGUUACUACGGGCGGCGUAAGCUUAGUUUGAAGGAAAUAGAACAGAUAUAUGGUACACGACACAUUGGUCGUGACCAAGCACGUGGGCUUGUUGGCUUGAUGGAUUUUUUUUGCUUUAGUGAGGCAUGCCUCAUUGCAGAUAUUGUGCAGCAUUUUGUUGAUGCUAAGCUGGAAUUUGAUGCAUCAUACAUCUAUCAAGAUGUAAAUCGUGCAAUCCAGCAUGUUCACCGCAGUGGUUUGGUUCACAGAGGGAUUCUUUUUGAUCCUCAUAAGUAUCUCGUAAAAAAUGGCCAAUUGCUCCACUUUCUUAGGACUCUGAAAGAGAAGGGGAAGAAGCUUUUUUUAUUGACUAACUCUCCUUAUUAUUUUGUGGAUGGAGGCAUGCAUUUCCUGUCGGAGGAUUCUCUGGGUUGUAGAGACUCAUGGAGGGAACUUUUUGAUGUUGUGAUUGCUCAAGCCAAUAAGCCAGAGUUCUAUACAUCUGAGCAUCCGUUCCGCUGCUAUGACACAGAGAAGGACACCCUAGCUUUUACGAAGGUUGAUGAGUUUCUUCCUAAUAAAAUUUAUUACCAUGGAUGCCUCAAAUCUUUUCUCCAAAUUACCAAGUGGAAUGGUCCAGAGGUGAUAUACUUUGGUGAUCACCUGUUUAGUGAUCUGAGGGGGCCUUCAAAGGCUGGUUGGCGCACUGCUGCUAUCAUCCAUGAACUAGAAAGUGAAAUACGUAUACAAAAUGAUGACGGUUAUCGAUUUGAGCAGGCAAAAUUUCAUAUCAUACAAGAACUGCUUGGAAAAUUGCAUUCCACUGUAGCUGAUGCUAAUAGAAGUGAAUCAUACCGCUUGCUGUUUAAGGAGCUAAAUGAGGAGAGGCAGAAGGCACGCCAGGUCAUGAAGAGAAUGUUUAACGAGUCUUUUGGAGCCACUUUUCUCACUGACACAGGUCAGGAAUCUGCUUUUGCCUACCACAUUCACCAAUAUGCUGAUGUCUAUACCAGUAAGCCUGAGAACUUCUUGCUCUACCCACCCGAAGCAUGGCUCCAUGCGCCCUAUGAUAUCAAGAUAAUGCCACAUCACUUAAAGGUUCCAGCGAGCUUGUUCAAGAAUCAAUAAAUUAUAAACUUCAUAUGAUAUUUUUUGGACCAAUGUUGCCAAAUCUUCCGCACGGGUCUCAUAAUUAUGAUGCAACUGAGAGUUGGUCACUCAAUGAUGUUUCAGCAAUAAGGAGGAGAAUGCUUCGUAUGCUUUCAUCUGCGAGUCCUAGCCUUUUCUCUUUUUAUAUACGUAUAAUCUUAUUAUUCUUACCGAAUUUUGAUGCUUCAGGGCAUGUUCUUUUGUCUAGUAGAAAUUUUAGUUAGAUUAGAAUGUGACUAGACAACUUCUAAAAAUGAACAAGAUCAUCGCAAUGGGCAUAUUAUUUUUAUUA
This is a messenger RNA of Ricinus communis (castor bean), 2068 nucleotides long. Its product is annotated as 5'-nucleotidase domain-containing protein DDB_G0275467. Lineage: Eukaryota; Viridiplantae; Streptophyta; Magnoliopsida; Malpighiales; Euphorbiaceae. The transcript is spliced from 13 exons. Bases 139 to 1755 code for a protein of 538 amino acids. Gene Ontology annotation, molecular function: 5'-nucleotidase activity. The record is from RefSeq and is a predicted model, not a curated record.